AGCCUGCUGCCCCUGGUAGCAGGGCACGGCUUCAUCUCCUCGCCGCCGGCCCGUCGUCCGGGCGAGGCGUACAAGGCCACCUGCGGCGCACAGCCCUUCUACCAGCAGAGCUCCGACAUCAACGGCAACGUCCAGGGCAUCCAGCAGGUCGUCGGCAGCGACAAGACGGACGCCUGCAACCUCUGGCUCUGCAAGGGCUUCCUCCUGGAGGACAACACAGACAAGGUCCAGAGCUACUCGCUCGGCCAGACCAUCGACUUCAAGAUCAACAUUGCCGCCCCGCACACGGGCUACGCCAACGUCUCGGUUGUCAAGACGAGCACCAACACCAUGAUCGGCACGCCGCUGAUCGAGUUCCAAAAUUAUGCCUCCAACAGCGGCGUCGCCGCCAACAACUCGGCCUUCAGCGUCACCCUGCCCGACAACCUCGGCGGUGACUGCACCACCGCUGGCGACUGCGUGCUGCAGUGGUUCUGGGACGCCCCCAGCAUCGACCAGACCUACGAGGCCUGCGUCGACUUCACCGUGUCUGGCAGCGGUUCCGCCGGCGGCGGCGCUGCUCCUUCAUCGUCCGCAGCCCCGGCCACCAGCACCCAGGCAGCUGCUACCUCAACC
Molecule: messenger RNA, 615 nt
Organism: Canariomyces notabilis
Lineage: Eukaryota; Fungi; Ascomycota; Sordariomycetes; Sordariales; Chaetomiaceae
Exons: 1
Source: RefSeq, a predicted model, not a curated record